AUGGACAUGGUCAGACCUCACCACUGCGCUGGAAUCUGCUUUAGCACAACAUACCGAAUCACGAGCGAGCCUCUGGAAUGCGCGACCUGGAACAUCAACGAUUUCCAGCUCCGUGGAAUUCUCGGGCUUCCCGAGAAGCACUUGUCGAUCAACCACAGACCUCUAAGUGUCCACGAUGGGGGCAGCAAAGUCUACUCUCACCAUGCGAGCCUCAACAACGCCCAGUUUUUCACAAGCAUGUCCAAAAAAGCCCUGGAUUUGCAAUCUCUCAAUAUCCUAUGGUACGGACAACCUACUAUUUGGGUGGUCAUCCCUCCGAGACAUGCAGCUCGGUUGGAGGCUCGGGUCGCACAAGAAGUGUAUCAACUCCCUCGUUGCGGACAGUUUGUGAGACAUAGCAACGUGAUAGUCUCGCCCUCGGAGCUGAUAAGAUGGGGGGUCAUGCCCAGUGUCUUCGCACAGUUUCCCGGAGAAGUCGUGAAGAUUGAAGAGAACGCUUACUACUUUACCUGGAAGACUGGACCGAGCCUUAGUGAGACUAUGAAUUGCUGUGAUGUCGACUGGCUGCCACCGCCGCUUUACCGAGACUGUGCCACAGGGACCGGGUGCGCUUCAGAACUUCUUUCCAGUUCGAACGCGAGCGUACGAAGCCACGCCCGCUCGCUGUCCAGACACAGCCCCGAGGCCGGCGCAACUCGAGAACCUGUCAUUACCCAGGUCGAAGACGCUCCCCUCCGAAGUGAUGGCGAUAUUUAUCAUCAGGAGGCCGAAGGCAACUUCGUCGGCUUUAGAGAUAACGGUUCUCUGAAAGGUAGCCAGAUCCGAAGAACAGGAGCUCCUGACGCUCUCGCUCCUUGGUUUGUCCCCUACUCUGACACGCAAAAUUUGCCGAACCCGGACAAUUGCCUCGAGAGCAGCAACCUAAUGCUUUCGGAAUACGGGAUGGACUUUCUGCGUCACAAGAACGAAAAUUUGUCGACCGUCAUGGUAAAUGAAAGCGGCUCGUCCGACCCGUUUUACACUUGUCACACUUCUCCUUACCUGUCCCCCGAGCUACUUACGGCAACGGACAUAACGGAGCAUUGGUUCGAGGCUGAUACACAAGUCCGUGGUAUCAUCGGUCAAGGAGACAUCUCGAACGAAUAUACCUGGCUCGAUGACCCAGGCACGAUGGGGUAUGCUUGGCAAGCUGGCCGAAGCAGAGCGAAGCUGCACGGCCAGUAUGCAAUAACUCCAGUAUCAAGUGGGCCAACACAACCGGCCGGCCCUCCACCCACUUCGCUCAUAGUCGCGCGAGCAAUCGAUGCCCUGACUGCCCUGGGGCUCAGGCAUGAAGGACGCUUACUGUGGAAAACUAACAAGACCGUUGACGUGAGGCACAUCUUAGACACAUUCCGACGGUCUGCCCCCCUCGACGACAACACUGUUUUCGAGAUCCUCCAUAUCCUGACAGUGGGACGAAACGACGUAUAUGUGGGCCGGUCCGACCAUCUCCACCGCGUCCUGGUCGAGACCUACGAGUCUCCCACCUCGAUGGUAUUUUUUCCCAUUCGCCAAGGAAACCAUUCCUUUCUGUUGAGCGUGAAUGGUCUGGACCAUAUCGUGACCAUCCACGAUAAUCUCCCCCACGACGACGUCGUCUCUUGUCUCGCCUCCGCAGGCGUCGCUGAUAGUUGUUGGGACUUUCAAUAUAAACAGAUCUUGGCCGAUGACGGUCUAAAUUCGGCCUUGAUUCUUCUGUAUGAGGCCGAGAUGCUUCUGAGAGGUGAUGUAGAGGUUAUCGAGGAUUUGAGCCUCCUACGACUACGAUAUCUUCGCCUUUUGCUAGGCGAUCUUUUGGCACAAGAGAGUCUCAGUUACCUAACCUGCGAUAGUGCCACAUUGAUCGAAGGUAUAACAACUUUCAGAAACGGCACCACUGACCUUCAAAGGGGCGAUCUGCUCACAGAAACGAGACUUUCACAGCCUCGAAGACAUCUCGACGUUCUUGCAUCAGCAAUUGGCUGCGCCACGGUUUUACAGGAUUUGAAAGCAAUCGCCCAGAAUCUGCGCUCGUCGUCAGCCUGGGAGCCACUGACACUGAAGUCUAUUAUGCAAGUGUUUGACCACGGUGAAGCCAACCGAUCACUUAGGGCUCUUCAAAAGAACGUAUCUUGGCUACUGGUUGCCCGCAGCUUCCGCGCUCUCACCACGCAGAUGCAGAAAGUCUUGAGAAAGAACAAGGAAGCUAACGAGGAAGCCAAAAAAUUUGCGCGACAGUGGCGCGGCCAGGAAACAACGCGACCGGCGCGAACAGAAGAAUCUGGUGUGGUUGCCAGCAAUUCAGGUGUCGAUGCUAAGUCUAUGGCGUAUGACUGGCUCAUCAAGUAUUGGGGACAUCCACCAGAAGAUCGAGCUGACCCCAAAAAACGCGUACAGAGGUGCAACUACCUUGGACGCUCACUUAUGUUGUUUGAAGAUGUGUGCGGCCUCGAUUUUCCGCUGUGGAUGUUGCUACCGUUGCGAUCACUGUUGUGUUCCUCUGGUCCUGGAUGUCCGAUCGACCCCGACAUGUUGGUUUUCGUCCCACUGGUAUUGGGCAGUCGAGGCUAA
Messenger RNA from Fonsecaea erecta, 2592 nucleotides. RefSeq lists its product as hypothetical. Gene Ontology annotation, biological process: chromatin remodeling. Gene Ontology annotation, cellular component: nucleus. The record is from RefSeq and is a predicted model, not a curated record. NCBI's taxonomy places the organism in Eukaryota, Fungi, Ascomycota, Eurotiomycetes, Chaetothyriales, Herpotrichiellaceae. The transcript is spliced from 2 exons. Gene Ontology annotation, molecular function: histone demethylase activity. Bases 1 to 2592 code for a protein of 863 amino acids.